AUGCGGCCUCGCGACGAGCUCGUCAUUGGCUUAUUUGCCCUUGCGGCUGCAAACGCCUCAGACACUCCCGCGUUUGACUGGGACUCCAUCUCUCCAUCCACAGACCUUCGGUAUCAUGACUGCUACACUAGUGGCUUCAAAUGCGCCCGCCUCGAGCUCCCUCUGAGCUGGAAAAACAGCACCGACCCCCGAACCGUCCCCGUGGCCAUUGUCAAGCUCGCUGCCAAGGUCCCUGACGAUGAUCCUACCUUUGGCGGGACCAUCUUCACCAACCCCGGCGGGCCAGGCGGCUCCGGGGUGGACCUGGUCGUCACCAGGGGCCACUAUCUGCGGGACUAUGUCGAUAGCCCUGGCCGGAAGCACUUCGAAAUAGUUUCUUUCGAUCCUCGCGGAGUUGGGAAUAGCAGGCCCCUGGCCAACUGCUUCCCCCACGCCCCCCUGGCCAGAGAUGCGUGGAUGCUUGAGAUGAGAGGCAACGGCGGGUUGGACAAAAGCCCUGCAGCCAUCUCUUACGGACUGGCCCUGUUCGAUGCGUAUGGGAGGACGUGCGAAAAGGCCGACGCCCGUGAUUUGAACGGGGGUGAGAUUUUCAGAUAUCUCGGGACGCCGUCCGUCGCCAGAGACAUGGUCGCCAUGGUGGACAGCAUAGACCACCUGAGAAGGACGGAAGCCGCUCGCCAGGGCCGGACGGAACUGAGGAAGAGAGACAAGGAGGACGUUCCCAGGUUGCAGUACAUUGGGUUCUCGUACGGCACCAUUCUCGGAAACUACUUUGCCUCGCUGUUCCCGGGGCGCAUCGGACGGCUCGUACUCGAUGGAGUUUGCAACGCCGACGACUAUGCCAACGGUGCCGUGAGUCUGCCCCAUCCUGAUUCCUUCUUGACUCUAUUGUCCAUUGAACCGACGUCAACUAACGAGCUGUGGGUUCAGGGCUGGCUCACAAACACUGUCGAUUCCGACACCAUCAUCGACAAGUUCUUCGAGGGAUGUUUCCACGCCGGCCCCAAAGUCUGCGCCCUCGCCCGUCCCAAAGACAUUUCUGCCACCGACGUCAGCGGCCGGUUCUGGCCGUGGCUCAAGCAGCUCGACGAGGCACCGGUGGCGGGCGUCGGGCCCUCGGGCGGUUCCAUCAUCCUGACGGGCGGGGAUAUCCGCCGCCUCCUCGCUUUGGCAGCCUACGUACCCAUCACAUCUUUUGUCCAGGCCGCUCAGUUACUCGACGAUGCCAUGGUGCACGAGGCCUACGACCCCAUCCUCGCCGUCGUCGAGUCCGAGCUCGGCGGCCCCCUCCAAGACGCGUGUCCUGUCGGCAACAACCAGACCGCCAGACGGGACCAAGGCCCGGACACACAGACGGCCGUCCUCUGCGUCGACGGCGAGGACAUCCGCGGCAAGAAGACGUCGUGGUGGUCGCGCUAUGUCCAGAAACAGAUUGCCCAGUCGGCCGUCUUUGGCGCCUUCUGGUCCACGAUCCGCUUCCCCUGCUCUGGGUGGCGCUUCAGACCUAACUGGGACUUCCACGGCCCCUUUACGUCUCCGGAAGCACCCCGGGACGGCGGAAAGCCGCGGCAGGGCCAGCCAGCCGCGCCGCUCAUGUUUCUGACCAACAGGCUGGAUCCCGUCACGCCGCUGGCGGCUGCCCGGGCCAUGGCCAGGAACCACCCGGGCGCCAGGGUGGUUGUGCAGGAGGCCAUGGGGCACUGCGCCACGUUCUCGGCAUACAGCGAGUGUACGAGGGGCAUCGUGGCCGAAUAUUUCGACACGGGCAAGGUGCCGGACAGGGAAGAAGUUUGCGAGGCCGAGUGUGGCCCCUGGGACGACGGCUGCGGGAGGGUGCUGUUGAAGUCGGACCUUGCGGAGAAGGAGGCGUGGUUUGCGAGGAGGUACCCUCUGGGUGUGUAA
Messenger RNA from Metarhizium album ARSEF 1941, 1902 nucleotides. RefSeq names its product Peptidase S33 tripeptidyl aminopeptidase-lik. Bases 1 to 1902 code for a protein of 633 amino acids. The transcript has a single exon. Lineage: Eukaryota; Fungi; Ascomycota; Sordariomycetes; Hypocreales; Clavicipitaceae. The record is from RefSeq and is a predicted model, not a curated record.